AUGGCUUCCCAUUUCUUCUUCCUGUGUACUCUCCUAACUUUCUCAUUAUCUUUCCCUGGAAUCUUAGGUGCCCUCCCGAAGUACGUAGUGAUUAACGAAGCCCCGACACAUGGGGGCGGCAUCAAAUUCGUCAAAGUUAUUGGCGGAAUUCCGUAUACGCAAAAAAUAAUGCGUCACAUCAACAAGUUUAUAUGGUACAAAGUCUUCAAACAAAACACCCCGGCGGACCAAAAACCCUUAGAUAAUGUAACAGUUUUCAUCAAGGAUUUUGUAGGAGCCGAAGGAAUCGCUUGGGGCAAUGAUAGGAUUAAUAUUAGCGCGGUUUUUUUACGGGAUUACCCUGGGCCUAUGUCCUUGAAAUGGAUAUUUACGUCCCUUAUGCACCAUGAAAUGACCCACGUUUUUCAAUGGAAUGGUGAGGGUAAGACCCCUGCACCUUUGGUAGAAGGGAUCGCAGAUUACACGGUUCUGAAAGCUAAUUACAACCCACCGGGCUUUAACAUGCCCGGUUCAGGGGAUAGAUGGGACCAGGGGUAUGAUUACACGGCCCGUUUUCUCGAGUAUUGUGACGAGCUCGUUCCAGAUUUUGUGGCAAAGCUUAACAAUAUGAUGAGAAAGACUUAUGAUGUCUCUUUUUUUCAUAAUUUAACAGGAAAGCCUGUGGAGGAACUGUGGAAGGAUUACAAGGCUAAAUAUGCCAAUAAGGCUUUAGAAGGAAUAAAAAGCUAA
Helianthus annuus (common sunflower) is the source of this 729-nucleotide messenger RNA. RefSeq lists its product as uncharacterized. Bases 1 to 729 code for a protein of 242 amino acids. Lineage: Eukaryota; Viridiplantae; Streptophyta; Magnoliopsida; Asterales; Asteraceae. The transcript has a single exon. The record is from RefSeq and is a predicted model, not a curated record.